AGAUUCAGUUGUUUUGAUGGAUAACUCAUUCAUACAAAUGGAUGACUAGUCUUAGAGAUUGUCGUUAAAAGUACGACAAGUUUUGCAACAAAACCAUUGAUUAGUCUCUCAUAGAGUGGAAGAGAUGGCCGGACACGAGAUACCGACCAUUAUUAUGAUAUCUGCGGCCAAUCCUGAGAUACUGGACGUGAAUGAGACCAACGAUCACAUCAACCAAUACGAGGAGGAUAUGGACGUCGACUACACGACACCUCCGGCGGGAGGCCUCACACCAGUGGCCAAGUGUUGUCUUAAGAGACAGUGUUUUAACAAAUUUGCGCCACAAGUGCAGGAGGACUGCUUCAAUAGAUUUUGGUCCAUAAGAAACAAAACGAAUCAAAACUACUUUCUCGCGGGACUCAUGUCUGCGGACGAGCCGAAGCGAACCGUCCAGAACCCGGUCCGACAUAAUAAGACCGUCAGUUGGACUUACUUUGUGGACGUGAGGGGAAAGAAAGUGCAGGUCUGCCAGAACUUCGUCACAGCCGUCUACGGCAUCUCCUCCUCCAAAAUACAGACCAUUCAACACAAGCUGUUGUCCGGCUCUUCACUCGACGACUUGAGGGGCAAAUUCUCGAAACGCAAGAAACCGGAGGAAGAGUCCCAACAACGCGUCGAAGUGAUCACUCUUAACACCACUCUUCACCCCAAUCUUCACACCGCUAUUCACAACAAGAAAGUCACCAAAAAGAAAAUCAAAUGA
Messenger RNA from Medioppia subpectinata, 742 nucleotides. The record is from the annotation of a GenBank genome assembly. Lineage: Eukaryota; Metazoa; Arthropoda; Arachnida; Sarcoptiformes; Oppiidae.